CAAAUUGCGUGCCGAUUUUGACUUGCAGCUUUAUCAAAAUACCUGCUCUUGCAAACAAACCUUAUUUACGUAUAUAAAUCUUAAACUUUUGCGAAAAAUGACAGAUUCAAUGAAGUUUGGCCCAGAAUGGCUGCGUAACCUGUCGACGGAUAACACUAGUUUGUUAUCCAGUGGUGGUGGUAACUCUGGAGGCGGCACGUCAUUAUCCAACAGUGGAAGCAUUGUGGGUGCCUCAUCUGCUUCAAAUAACGGUGGAAAUGGUGGUGGUCAACAUUCAUUUGGAAUAUCAUCAAAUGUGUCGACGUCGGCGAUAACCCAAUUUUCGUAUGCUUUGGCACCUCGAAAUAACUUUCCAGAAUUCCGUUACGGUCGUGAAGAAAUGCUUUCGUUGUUCGACAAAAACUAUAACAUGCCUGAAAUAUUACCAACGUUUAAAAAAAUUUUCGUCGAGAAAGUUCAAUUGCCACUCGCUCUCACGCCAAGCACAGACGAGGAAUUGCUGUCCCAAGUACCACCGGCUCCAACACAGCGGCCUUCAUGGAUGCAACGAUCGCCAGUUGGUUUCAGUAGUUCCACAAGAGGAACUGGCAGAGGUGGAUCCGUAGAUCGUGGACGAAUGCGCGGUAAAUCUAAUUAUCAUCAAAUAUACCAGCGACCUACCGCUUUAUUUGGUGAUGAUGACUCACGUUCAGUGCCUCUAAAGACUGACCGAGGCUGGUCGGAACGCAAUGGAGGCGGAGAUUCAUUGAAUAUGAGUAGUGGGAAUAUAGGUGGAAUUGGCCUGAGCUCAGACUGGAAUGGUACGCCUACUUCAAGUCCCCGCAAAGAGUUUUCUAAUCAUCCCCGAAAUAUGGAAAACUGGCGCAGGAACCGUAAUGAAGAUGGUUCAGGUGAUGCAUCCACAAGUGGCUUGGGCAAUGCUGAAGCUUGGCGUGGAAGUAACAGCAUCAGUGGCAGUUUUGCAGCAACACACCGCUGGGGGCGUUCUACAAGUUGGCGAGACGACGAAAUAUCAGCCAGCCCAGCUGCUGACGUUGGAUUCAGCAAUAACGGUGGGAGUGGUAUGACUAUGCAACGUUCUUAUUCAACGAUAACAACUGUGACCGAACGAGGAAGUUAUGCUGGAAGCAAUAGUGGCGGCAGUACCACUAAAACACCCGCAAAUCCUCCUUACGGUACCAGUGCUAACCAGGCUUCCAGUCGAACGUUCAACGCGCUAUCUGGCUUGAAUGUACCAUCAACCCGCAGUACUCAAUGGAAUACCAAUAAUAGUAGUAUAGGCGGGUCUUCGGGAGCGGGUGGAGAUGGUGAAGACAAUUUGCCAGAGUGGGCAAUGGAAAAUCCUUCGAAUGGUGGAGGAACUUUUGAUGCUAGUGGUGCUUUCCAUGGCUCCGUGGAUGAAGAUGAAAGUGAAAACAGUAGUAAACAGAGUCGAAAAAAGAGUGAUUCAAGUUGUGAAAGUUCCACUCGUUACGCAGGCAGUUGCGUGAGAGAGAGUAAAUCUUCUGAAGCGUCUACUGGCGAAACAACGGCAUCUCUGGAAAAUGACCUUAACAAAGAAGGUAGAUCUGAAUCCUCCGAGCAAUCUGCUGCGUGUACUCCUGCAGAAAAUUCAAUAGAUUUACUAAAAGAAAAUGACCUAGAACCAUUAGCUGUUCCAUCUACAAAUAAUGAUCCGAAGUCCGUUGACGCCGAAAACACGGUUACGGAAGAGCUAGAUUCGGCGAACUUAGCUACUUCACAAUCUCAACAAGGAAGCACGCCAGAUACGACUAGUACAGAAGUGGUAUCAAAAGAAGCAGUUACAACUUCAAAUACUUCCUAUUACAAUACAACUAGUAACUCGGUCUCGACACCUAGUAAUACAUUAACUGAUAGCAACAGCAGUGUUCAUCGUGACCUGUCUGAUCGUAUGCGAGAGGUUGCAGAUGACAUGAUUGAAAAAUUGAUUAUGGACGAUGACACUAUUAAUAUUAGUGAUAAUGUGCGAAAUGCCAUUAAAUCAGAAGCAUCAGUCCAUGCAACAGCAGCAACACCAUCAACCCCUAUAGGAAAUAACAUCUGUACCCCUAAUGUUUUUACAAGCGUUGCUGUCAUGCUUAAGCAAACUCCGCGGCAAUCAAUGCCAACGCCAGCUGCUGUUUCACCUACCUUGACAUCGUUACCGGAUGGUAGCGUACACAAGGGCAUUCAACUCUAUGGCGGGGGAGUGGUCGUUGAUCACGCCGCAAUGCAACAUCAUCAUUUGCAACAGCAGCAGCUUGCAGCUGCGGUACAUCUUUCAUCAAGUGGUCGUCUACCACAUGGUCUAAAUUCGGCAACAUCAACGGCUACGCCAACGGAUCUGUGGUACUAUAGAGAUCCUCAAUCAAAGGUACAAGGUCCGUUCACAGCGAUCGAAAUGACUGAAUGGUAUCGAGCUGGAUAUUUUAACGAGAAUCUAUACGUACGCCGACUAUGUGAUACACACUUCCGUUCGCUGGGCGAGUUAAUAAAACUCUGUAAUGAUAAUAUGCCUUUCACACACAGCCAUCUAAUACCAAAUUUAGAUAACAUGCAUUUAUCGAAUUCUGCACCAGGAGCAGUGAGACAGCCACAAAAACCACAAUUAAUUGGCGACUUUACCUUAAAGCAGCAGACACAAAAUGAAAACCGGGAUCAACUUAAGGGCACUUUUGGCGUUGCCGGGGCUGAUUUUCUGAGCGGCAACGUAAAAAAUCAUAUUGUACCAGUAGAUGUUUCGAAUAUGUACUUUCAGAUGUUGCGUCAUCAAGAAAUGUUAAUAUAUAACGAAAUGUCGGAGAAUGAAUGUUUUCAGCAUCUAACACCGUCUGAAAAAGAGGCUGUUGUGCGUCAAAAACUACAAAUGCACUCUGAAUAUUUAUCCAAUCUUUCAGGGCUGAGUAAUUCAUUGGUUUCAAUAAAUCCGCCGGCAGCUACAAACCAUUUGUAUGAUGUUAUAAUUGAUGGUUCUAAAAAAGAUCAUCUUUUUGGUGGUGCUGCAGCAAGCACAGGAAGCCAAAAUGUCUCGCAACAGACACCACCACAGCCAAAUCCAUUUUUGGAUCCAGACGAUUUCCUAAUAAAUUCACAACAGCACCAACAACCAAUGCAAACGGUUUUUAGCUCCAGUCCAUUUGGAAACGUUUUGCCGCCUGGUAGGGAAAACGGUGGUCCUGGAAAGUUAGGUAGUGUAAAUGAUGAUCAAACAGGAAACGAACUGCUAAACAAUUUUAAUAUGCGUAUGUUUUUACCCUCGGGUGAAGCAAAUUCACCUCUCUUAUCUAAUACAAAACCUCAGGACUUUAUUGGCGGUCCAAAUGCUGAUUUCCUUAACGAAACACAAAUGCUAGUGGCUAGAAACCCUUUAGGUCAAAAUAAUUCUUUAGUACAUUCAUGGCUACCUCCGGCGCCUAAUCAAGCGCCUAUGGCCUCCCAGUUGCCGCCCAAUGAGUGGUCAAAUAACAUGUUAGUUGGCAUCCCAAUGACGGUUGUACAAGGUAAUAAUGGUGCUACUGGAAACGUUAAUAAUCUGACGCAGGAAAUUCAACAGGCACCACAGCAGUCUCAAAAGACAAUUCCAACGUCCAUGUGGGAUCUGCCGACAUUGGAACACGUCCCAUCUUUACAAAAAUCACAGCAGCAAACUGAAUCUAAUGCUGCAAAAAACUUUGAUAGACAAAAUUCUUUGAGUAUGCAAGUCGUCAGUGGAAAUGAGGCACAACUAAGUGUAAGUGACGGCCAAAAUUUACUGGAUAAAGUAUCAGAUACUGAUGUUGUUAAACAUGCAGAUACAACCAUGCAAAGCCAACAGCAAAAUUUACCCACAGCGGUAUUGCCUACAACUUCAACUGUAACAAAACAACGGAAAGAGGAAAUAAAUGACAAGUAUCAGAAUGGCAAUACUAAACGCAUUGUUAAUAAGCAACACCUCUCCUCCACUAAAAAUGCUAAGGCAUCCGAUGAGGGCGUGGGUAGUAAAAGAAAUGAAGACGAUCGCCGCCGUGAUCAAGCAGAUGACAAGCGUCGCUUGAAGGAAGAGAAGAAACGCCAACAAGCAGACGAAGAGAAACGACGCCAGCAACAGGUUGAUGAAGAGAAACGUCGACAAGUGCUGGAAGAAAAAGAAAGGCAACAACAGAUACAAGCUCAGCGUCGAAAAGCAAUGUUGGGAACCAAUUCCAAUCCAAAUAAUUCGUCAUCAGGUUUAGAUGGGAGCGUUACUUCAAGCUCUAAGUCUACUAAGGAGCAACGCGUGCAAUCUUCAAUCGCGCCAUGGUCUGCUCAAACUAACGCAGCUGCAACCAAGGGAGGACCAUGCUUGGCUGAAAUUCAAAAGGCUGAGAGGCGCGAACGUCAAAUAGAACAACGUCAAAUGGAGUUGUUUGUAAAGCGCGUGCGUGCUAGUGCUGCCGCGGCUGCUGAAGCAUUUGAUUCAAUGUUAAAAUGGAAUGCACCAGCAAAAGAUGUACCGGUUAAGAAUUUUGCGGAAAUACAAGCAGAGGAAGCUAAACGACUUGCUAAUGAGCAGCUGGAGAUGCAGCGUCGCAAGGAACAAGAACAGCAACAAGCAGCUACAGCUACAGCCAUUAGUGCUUCUAGUAGUGCUGGUUUGGGGUCUAACAGCAUCUCUGCUAUAUGGAGCGGCACAAAAGUUUGGGGUUCGACCAGCACCACAGGUUUCUGGGAGGAGCCAAUCAAGUUUAGUGCAGCCGUCGCCGCCAAUAACAAUUUAUCAAGCAACACUGCAGCUGCUGGAAACAGCGCUGGUUGUAGCAAUAAUAACAACAAACACACACCAACUGGACAACCAAAAAUACCAGCUUCUAUUGCAAACACUCUAGUUUCAUCCAAUAGUGGCCAACAUGAAAACAACCAACAGAUUUCAGCAACACGCAACUUGCGUAAAAGUCAAACCGUGUCUGUAAUGCAAAAUGCUGCAACGCCAAAUGGCAAAACGUCUAAGGUCAACAUUCAACAGCAUCAUGCUAAUACUGCAAAACCAGGUCCCAGCAAUAAAGCACUACCACCGAGAGCUGGAGGUAAUAAUGCCGAUAGCGGCGCCGGUGUUGAAAAAAAGGGCAGUAACAAAAAUCAACAACAGAAUCUCUCUAGUGGCAGUAGCAGUGCUAGUAAUAAUAAACGAGACGAUUAUGAGAAUGAGUUUGUUGCUUGGUGUACGAAAAGUCUUAACAACAUGAAUACAAAACUUGACGUGCCUACCUUUGUAUCAUUUUUACGAGACUUGGAAUCACCUUAUGAGGUUAAGGACUACAUUCGGAUGUAUUUGGGCGAAAAUAAAGAGUCCACAGACUUUGGUAAGCAGUUUCUGGAACGCCGCAGUAGAUACAAAAAUUUACAACGUGCACAAAAUGCUCACAAUGACGAUAUGUGUAAGCCAGCACCAGCCAUAACACCUUCUGGCAAUGAUAAUUUCGACAAUAAGGGAAAGCAAAAGAAAAUUAGGAAAAAUAAAAUGACGAAAUUGGAUGCACGCAUAUUAGGUUUCUCCGUUACUGCUGCUGAGGGUCGUACGAAUGUUGGUGAUCGAGUUUACGUGGACGCGCCAUAAAUAUCACAACCUAUUAUGAAAUUUUCAGCAGUUCGUCUAAAUGGAUUCAAUUUCUUGGAAGCACAUAUUGAACUCAACAACAGGCUUAAGAUAGGGGGGCACAACAUUUGCGUGCAUGUAUGUUCUGUUUGAGGAGAUAGAGCGAAUGGUAUAUUUAUUUGGUUUUAAUAUUCAAUCUUUUGCAUUCUUCUUUUUAGGCUUUUGCUGACAUAUAUAUAUUUAUAUAUAUAUAUAUAUAUAUAUAUAUAUAUAUAUAUAUAUUGUUAAAUAAAUAUUUUUUGCUCCUUUAAAUAGAAAUUCAAUUUCUCCGUAUUCGUUUAAAACGAUUUAUCUACAAGUGUAGCUUAAGUAACAGAAAGUUAAAAAUUUCAGUUAUGAGACAAAAAAUAUCCGAAUGUUACGAGGAGUUAAAACGCAUAAAUAUUUUGUAUUGUCUUCAACUAAGUAAACUUUGCACUUUUAUAAUAAGGAGGCAUAUGGAAAAAUUUAUUUAGUUAUCUGAAAACAGUUAUUUACUACAUAAAUAUAUGAAUUCAAUUUGCGAUGUGUACUUUUUGUAUGCAUUAUAAGAUGGUGGAAAAUUUUGCGUUUGAGGUUUGUUUCAUAGCGAUAUCAUAAAAACCUGCAGCAUAUGUACAUUGAAAUAUGUAAAUAUUUAUGAGUAAAUUCAAUUGUGUAAUCCCUGCAGCAAUUUCAGAUAUGUAGCUCAAAACCAGCGCAAAUCUGGUCCAUUAGUAAACGGAACUGCUUCAGGUUCGCUCUAUCCCUAUAUAAAGCUCUUAACUGCGAUGCCCUACGAUGUAAGCCCUUAUUUCUCUGCACAACUUUGGAACGCCAUGGCGGCUAGUCUAGGGAAUGGAAGUUCCUGUCGGGGUCGCAUAACUAUAAUUCCGUAUCUAACUAUCCAUUUAACAUAGCGACGCGAACUAGGCUACUAACGCAUGUUUAAAAAUGAACAUCCAGCGACACAACCGCCACGCUCUUUUUCGUUUGUUUAUUAGUUCAAUUCGGGUCCAUUUAAUUUUUCUUUCAACUUUUACUUAUUACUUUUUUGCAGCAAUCCUCAGAAGCUCCAUUUAUAAAUUUUAUUUCUACGAUCGCCAAAAAGUUUCUGAUCGUAUUUUACAUACGCGUAUGCAUCGCAUAGAAGCAAAAGUUGUAAUAUGUUAUAUUUUAGAAAUGCGUUAAAUGAAUAAGAAUACAAUUUAAUAAAUAAAUUUUGAUGCUA
Messenger RNA from Rhagoletis zephyria (snowberry fruit fly), 6800 nucleotides. It is a transcript of the gene Gyf, whose product is annotated as GIGYF family protein Gyf. The record is from RefSeq and is a predicted model, not a curated record. Gene Ontology annotation, molecular function: protein binding. Gene Ontology annotation, cellular component: cytosol. Lineage: Eukaryota; Metazoa; Arthropoda; Insecta; Diptera; Tephritidae.